Messenger RNA from Penicillium verhagenii, 1497 nucleotides. RefSeq lists its product as uncharacterized. The coding region runs from base 1 to 1497 and encodes 498 amino acids. The transcript is spliced from 7 exons. NCBI's taxonomy places the organism in Eukaryota, Fungi, Ascomycota, Eurotiomycetes, Eurotiales, Aspergillaceae. Gene Ontology annotation, molecular function: allantoate transmembrane transporter activity; dipeptide transmembrane transporter activity. Gene Ontology annotation, cellular component: plasma membrane. Gene Ontology annotation, biological process: transmembrane transport; allantoate transport; dipeptide transport. The record is from RefSeq and is a predicted model, not a curated record.
AUGGAUGAUCAGAAGGCUGAUCUAAGCAUGAACACUCAAAUGGAAGAGAAUAAGGACUUUUUUGAACCACAAGUCGCUUUGGUUCUUGAUUAUACUGAGGAAAAGGCUUUGAUGCGCAAAAUUGAUUGGCAUUUGCUUCCCGUCAUGUUCACUGCAUAUAUGCUCCAAUAUCUCGACAAGACUGCACUUGGAAAUACUGCCAUUUUUGGAAUUCGGGAAUCACUGAAUCUCGUUGGCGAUCAGUACUCAUGGACCUCCAGUGCAUUUUACUUUGGAUUCUUAGUGGCGUCCUACCCAGUAUCCUUAUGCUUCGUCAAGUUUCCAAUCGGAAAGUUCCUCUCUGUUUCCUUCCUCAUUUGGGCAGUAGUUCUAGCCUGCCAUGGAGCAACAUCCAACUUUGCAGGUCUCAUGGCCGUUCGAGUUAUACUCGGUGCGUUUGAAAGUACUAUCAGUCCUGGUCUAUCCUUGAUCACUGGUCUCUGGUACAAACGAUCUGAGCAUGCAUCGCGACAUGGAAUCUGGUUUGCAGGAAACAGUAUCUCCACUAUUUUUGGGGGCUUGUUAACGUAUGGUAUCGGCCAUAUCAACAACUCAGUUGAGCCAUGGAGGUGGAUAUUCAUUAUAUUUGGAAUCGUCACCUUUGCAUAUGGGCUUUUCAUCUUGAUCUCCCUACCAGAUGGCCCGCGAAACGCUCGUUUUCUUUCUAAAGAGGAAGGAGAAUUUAUUCACCAACGUGCUCAGCGAGAGACACAUACUACGGUUUCAUACAAAUGGUCAAAAGGCCAAUGUAUCGAAGCAUUGAUGGAUCCUCAAACCUGGCUUCUCUUCGUGUAUGCCAUGGGCUCUUCUAUUCCUAAUGGAGGCCUCACAAGUUUCGGGGCUAUAGUUAUUGCCGGGUUUGGAUACUCAACAUUCGAUACUCUUCUUGUUUCGUUGCCCAUAUCUGUGUUCACCUUCAUCUGGGUAGUCUUGGCCACGAUAGUCACUUCCAAAGUCCGCAAAUCACGCUGUCUGACCAUAGCCGUCUUAUCCCUCAUAAGUCUUGCGGGAAGUUUAAUGGUCUCUCAAAUCGACCCCAGCAAGAAGGUUGCUCGGUUGGCUGGAAUGUGGCUCUUUCCUGCAUACUCGGCUGGAGUUCCCAUUGUUUUGGGUAUAAUUGCUUCGAACGUGGCGGGAUACACCAAGAGGACUACAGUCACUGCUGUGAUGUUUAUUGGGAACUGUGCUGGUAAUAUCACUGGACCAUUUCUCUUCUUCGCUGAUGAGGCGCCUGGCUACAAGAGUGCAUGGAUUGGGAUUAUGACCUCACUGGGCAUUGCCUUUGUUGCCAUUCUUCUUCUACGUCAGUUAUAUUACUUCAAAAACCAGCAUCGUGACUCCCAACAAACUACGAAGAUAGACCCUGAGUCCCGCACAACCAUUGAUACCGGAGAGGAUGUCGCACCCGAUAAGGAUGAAACUGACUGGGAAAACCCAAGGUUCCGUUAUUACUUAUAG